Molecule: messenger RNA, 945 nt
Organism: Colius striatus (speckled mousebird)
Lineage: Eukaryota; Metazoa; Chordata; Aves; Coliiformes; Coliidae
Gene: IL12B
Product: interleukin 12B
Exons: 6
Coding region: 1-945 (314 amino acids)
Biological process (GO): immunoglobulin mediated immune response; cytokine-mediated signaling pathway
Cellular component (GO): external side of plasma membrane
Molecular function (GO): cytokine receptor activity; protein binding
Source: RefSeq, a predicted model, not a curated record
AUGUCUCACCUACUGUUUGUCUUACUUUCAUUAUUUUCCUUUGCUGCUCUUCUGGAAGCACAGUGGAAAUUGAGGGAAAAUGUGUACGUCAUAGAAUCCGAGUGGAAUGAUGACACACCAGCUAAGAAAGUGGAGCUCACCUGUAACACACCUGAUGAAGCACUGGCAGUUUACUGGAAAAAGGGCACCGAGCUGAAAGGAACUGGAAAGACUCUGAUUGCCGAAGUGAAAGAGUUCCCAGAUGCUGGCAACUACACCUGUCUGACAGCUAAUACCCACGAAGUUGUCAGCUAUGAUUUCUUCCUCAUAACCAAAAUAGACUCCCAUGGGCAAAUGAUAAGGUCAAUUCUGAAAAGCUUUCAAGAGCCAACCGUGACAUUUAUAAAAUGUAAGGCAAAGAACUACUCUGGAAUUUUCACUUGUUCAUGGAUGACAGAAAUUGAGAGUCCAAAUGUGAAGUUCACAAUCAGAAGUCUAAAAGGCCCUGAAGAUGUAACCUGCAGCACCCCUGUAGCUCACACAGAUAAAUCAGUGACUGAAUACACAGUCCAGUGCCAGAAAGAAAACUACUGUCCAUUUGCUGAAGAGCAUCAGCCGAUUGAGAUGUUCCUGGAGGUCAUUGAUGAAGUGGAAUAUGAGAACUACACUAGCAGCUUCUUCAUCAGAGAUAUCAUAAAACCCGACCCACCCAAAUGUCAGUAUGUGGCCACAAAUGGGACAGUGACCUGGACAUAUCCCAGAACAUGGAGUACACCAAAAUCCUACUUCCCUUUGACUUUCAGGGUGAAAGUUGAAAGCACAAAGAAACGUGGAAGCCAGGUCUACGAUGUCGAUGAGCAGUCUCUUCAGAUUCCAUCAGCUGGCCCGAAAGACAAGAUCUCUGUGCAGGCCAGGGAUCGCUAUUACAAUUCAUCCUGGAGUGAGUGGUCUUCGCUGUGCAGGUAA